UUUCUCACUGUCCUUGUGGUUCAUGUUUCUGAUACCGAGAUCCUUUUCCUCCAAGGCGCUCGGUGUUCACUCUGGGUUUGUACAGCACAGGUAUCUCCGGGCACAAGCUUAGAGCUGACAGAGCCCCGAGUUGACGGGCGCUGUUGGUAUGAAAGGACUCUUAAACCAUUCUGACCUUCGUUGAGAGGUUGUUCUGGUAUGCAGGCAAUAAGCAAGUAAGCUGACAUCAUAGGGCAAACCCCGUAUUCACCCUGCGGCACUUUUUGAUUGCUUAUAAACUUAAACAAGACUGUAUUUGUACAAUCAAAACCAGGAACUUGAGGCCAGAUGGUCCCCACAGGCUCCUCAGGUGUUUGCAGACAGAUCCUGAGCAUCACUGCCAAGUAAAACUUCUCAUUUCCCUCUUCAGGGCAGCACAGGACGGAGGAAUUCCGGAAGGUGAACGUCCUGAUGAAGGUGCCCGCGCUAAGGGAUGGUUCUUUCACUUUAGCAGAGAGCAUUGCAAUCCUCCUGUACCUGGCCCGAAAAUUCAAGACUCCUGAUCACUGGUACCCAUCUGACCUGCAGAAAAGGGCUAGGGUUGAUGAGUACCUGUCGUGGCAGCACGUCAACAUUCGUGGGAAGGGGAGCAAGCUGUUCUUAACUAAGGUGCUGCUGCCUCUCCUCACAGGCCAGCCACUUCCUCCAGAGAAACUGGAAGGUGUUACUGAAGAGCUGAACGUUGUCCUGAAGCAGUUUGAGGAGAAGUUCUUGCAGGACAAGCCCUUCAUCGCAGGCAGCGAGAUCUCCCUGGCAGACCUUGUAGCACUGGUGGAGCUCAUGCAGAGAGCAAACCUCUUCCUACCAGCACAACAAAUUCCUCACGCAGCUUCUGUUCAAGUAGAAGCAGAGCAGAGAAGCCAUCAAAAACAAGAGCCUUAAUCUAUAGAGUGCUAAUCUUGAUAGACCUCAAAAUGGGCUUGGUAGCAGAGCCCUUCUUGAUACACGUUUCCCUGCAGAAUCUCAAGAUAGGGCUGCUGUGCAUGCAAAAUCAUUGCAUGAGCCAAAGCAAAUAAAGUGUCUUUUUUUUUUUCCUUAUUUAUGAUACUUGCAGUGCAAGAGCUCCAUGUAAGAGAGUCUUGAGCCAAUUCUCUGCUUGUUUGAAUAAGGCACAAGCUCCUUAACUGUCACCCAUUGUGUGCUCUUGCAAGGAUGGCUGCCUUCAAAAACAAGCUGGAACUACGUUCAGAGCUCGUUGUCUGGUGCUCCUCUGCUGCCAGUGUCACAAAGGAUAAACACACAGAUCGGCUACCACCCCCGCUCCAGCACGGUUGUGCUGACGGGAGGAGAUUUUAAAUUGUUUUUCCCAUGGUCUCCUCUGUCUGCUCUAAGCCCAUCUGAACUGUAGGGUCACUCUCCCAAUGAAGCUGUGUGUGCAGUGACCAGUGGCAUUUUGGGCCCUUCUAUGCCUGCAGGACAAAGCACCUCCCCAGAGCAAUUCCUUGGAUUAGAGCUGUUCAACAGAUAAAUGUGCCUUGCUGGUUUUUUUGCUCUAAAUUGUGCAGAUAAGGCAUUUCAUCCUUGUACUUUGCCUUUUGCUGUCUCUCCACCUCCCCCAUUUUGUUCAUUUGUGUCAUUUGAUCUUGGCUGGUUCCAGCUCCUAGACUGAGAGCCCCAAGAGCCGCCUGCCAAAACCCAACAGGUUGUGCGAGUGUUUUGCCUGCCGCAGUGCAAGGAUUGUUCAGUGUCUGCUCCCCUCCCACCUGAAUAUGGAGAGCGGUUACACCUCCAGUGACAGUUUAAUGUGCUGUUCUGAUACAAUUUCCUCAAUUCUUGCCAGGGGCUAUUUGGAAAUAGGUAAGAACCUGUGAUUUCUAGAGUAAAAUGAAGCUGGGAUACACAAAAUGGGAGGAAUGUUUAAAAAACAGAUACACAUCCUGAGACAUUUUCUAAA
Molecule: messenger RNA, 1933 nt
Organism: Pygoscelis adeliae (Adelie penguin)
Lineage: Eukaryota; Metazoa; Chordata; Aves; Sphenisciformes; Spheniscidae
Product: glutathione S-transferase theta-1-like
Exons: 4
Coding region: 451-921 (156 amino acids)
Biological process (GO): glutathione metabolic process
Cellular component (GO): cytoplasm
Molecular function (GO): glutathione transferase activity
Source: RefSeq, a predicted model, not a curated record